UCAAAGCAGCAUCCAUCGAACAGUUGAGUUGAGUCACAAAAAUACAAUGACAUUGGUUGACGAGGUGGAGGUGGAGGUGGAGGUGGAGGCGGAGGCGUCGGUACCAGUAAAGAAGGUGCCGUAUGGUGACAUAUUCGAGGCGUCCCGCGCCGGCGACGUGGAGCGGCUCCGGUACCUGCUGGAGACAGGCGUGAACGUCAACGCGCGGGACCAGUGGGACUCGGUGGCCCUCUACUACACCUGCCUGGUCGGCCACCUCGACGCUGCUCGCAUGCUCCUCGAAAACGGCGCCAUCUGCUCCGAACACACCUUUGACGGCGACCGCUGCCACUACGCCGCCCUCAAUCUGAAGGUCCGGAAACUCCUCAAGGCAUUUGAGGCGCGGCCCCCGCCCUUGGAACCCUUGCAGGCUGCUUUGCGUGACACCUUCCUCGCUUGUAUUUCAUCCACUCAGGGGUCCAUUUGCAGCCACUUCCCUCCAGAUGUAGUAUUUAUUGUACAAGGAAAACGUAUUCAAACUCACAGAGUCAUACUAAGUGCAAGGUCGCCAUUUUUCAAGAAAAAGUUUACUACUGAUUGGAAGGAUCGCAAUGAAGUUAGAUUCUCAAAGGAAAGGUUGUCAUAUCCUGCACUUUAUAGCCUUAUACACUUCUUUUAUUCAGACAGAUUAGAGAUUGCCAUUGAUGACAUGGAGGAUCUUGUGAGAAUCUGCAAAGUAUGCAGAUGUGAAUCACUGCAUAAAGUUAUUGAGAAAGAACUAAUUCAUCAAAAAUAUGCAGACUAUAAAGCGCUGGGAAAUGUAGAUAAUUCUCAGAAACGGUAUAUUUUACAAGGUCUAUCCCUUCCUGAAGAGGACAGGCUUCCCGCUGCCUUGCAUCGAAUCCUUCUGACCGCCCUUUCAAAUUCAACCCAUGAAAGUGGUCAAGAAGAUAAAUUGAUUUCUAUGAUGGAUGCCAUGCAGAUGGCCAAAUCUGUGGAUGAUCUUGCUGAUGUUUGUGUAAAAGUUGAUAGAAAUAUUUUCCGCUGUCAUCAAGUUAUUCUAGCAUCCAGGUCAGAAUACUUCAGAGCAAGAUUAUCACAUAUGAAGAACUUCCAUGAGGGGAAACAUGAGGUAUCUGUUGACACUCUUCCUUGUCUUGAAGAACAUGACUUAAGCAAGGAGGCUUUUGAGAAAAUGAUUGAAUAUAUGUACACUGAUCGUUUGCAGGACAUAAAUCCAGAUCAGGCUGAGGAAAUGUUUGAUGUUGCUUCUAGAUAUUUAUUGUUUCCUCUCAAGCGUGCAGUCGCUGAUGUCUUGUUGCCACACUUGGAAAUGGUGUCACUUGAUGAACAUUGCCAUUGGUUAAUACUAGCAGACAUGUAUGGUGUUGUGAAGAUUCGGGAGUAUUGUCUGGACACCAUUGCUUGCAAUUUUGAGACUUUUGCUGAGAGUAAAGAGUUCAGGGCAAUGUUGCUGACUUUGCCUCCACCAUCUGGAGACUCGUCCCUUCGCACCACUGUCCCUAGUAUUCCUGGAUCUUCUCUUAAUACUGAUCAAGGAAAUCUUCUUGAUGAUUUACGUGAGAAAUGGCUUGCAAUUGAAGCGGCUGAGCUUGACAAGAGAGAUGAGAGUGCUUUGCAAUUUGACAAGCGACUAGAGAUGCUUAUGCUUGUUGCAGAGCAAGAAAAAUCAUCACACAAUGCUGAUUCCGAUUACGCUCCUGCAUUUCUUCCCAAUCACCACUCUGAUUUAAACUGAAAAAACCCGGAUUUCUGAAGCAAGAUAUUAAGGUCACUGUGUUUAAGUCGAAUUUUUUGUAACUUCAUUUGCUCGGGCAUUCCUUAAUUUUUAAAUUUCUUUGUACUUUUAGAAGAAAAAAAAUGAAUAUAUUGAUUGUACCUACCUGGCUCAUAUAAUUAUAUUUUUAGCAGACUCAAAAAGGUUUAAUAAAUUAAAGAUUAAUAUUAGAUUCA
This is a messenger RNA of Vigna unguiculata (cowpea), 1953 nucleotides long. Its product is annotated as ankyrin repeat family protein. NCBI's taxonomy places the organism in Eukaryota, Viridiplantae, Streptophyta, Magnoliopsida, Fabales, Fabaceae. The record is from RefSeq and is a predicted model, not a curated record. Gene Ontology annotation, cellular component: cytoplasm; ubiquitin ligase complex. Gene Ontology annotation, molecular function: protein binding.